This is a messenger RNA of Helianthus annuus (common sunflower), 1008 nucleotides long. Its product is annotated as tubulin alpha chain. Gene Ontology annotation, biological process: mitotic cell cycle; microtubule cytoskeleton organization. The transcript has 5 exons. Gene Ontology annotation, cellular component: cytoplasm; microtubule. The record is from RefSeq and is a predicted model, not a curated record. Gene Ontology annotation, molecular function: GTP binding; structural constituent of cytoskeleton. NCBI's taxonomy places the organism in Eukaryota, Viridiplantae, Streptophyta, Magnoliopsida, Asterales, Asteraceae. Bases 1 to 993 code for a protein of 330 amino acids.
AUGGCACAGAUAAAACAAGCUAAAUUUGGCGUUGUUGAUAUGGAUUUUGUGUUGGGAGUGGGAGGCUACGAUCUUGACAGGUUUAUUUUAGUAUUUAAUCAUAUAUACAUAUUUUUUAAAACAGAAUGCCACCAAGGGCAUCAUCAUGAUCACAAGCAUGAUUUUGCUGUAUCCAGUGUGAGCAUUGUUUCUGAAGGAACUUUGGACCUUGAUGAGCCUGAUGGUCAGAUGCCAAGUGACAAAACCGUUGGAGGCGGUGACGAUGCCUUCAACACUUUCUUUAGUGAAACCGGUGCUGGGAAACAUGUUCCGCGUGCCGUCUUUGUUGAUCUUGAACCCACUGUUAUCGAUGAAGUGAGGACCGGAACAUACCGCCAGCUUUUUCAUCCUGAGCUCGCUUUUUUUAUUAUGGGUUCAUAUGUUUCUCAUAAAUGUUUUGUGGUGCAGUUGGAAGAGAUUGUUGACUUGUGCCUUGACCGUAUCCGCAAGCUUGCUGACAACUGCACCGGUCUCCAGGGCUUCUUAGUGUUCAAUGCUGUCGGUGGAGGAACUGGUUCUGGUCUCAGUUCUCUUCUGUUGGAGCGUCUGUCAGUUGACUAUGGGAAAAAUUCGAAGCUUGGGUUCAUUGUGUAUCCUUCACCCCAAGUCUCAACUUCAGUCGUUGAGCCGUACAACAGUGUGCUUUCCACCCACUCUCUGUUAGAGCAUACCGAUGUAUCUGUCCUACUCGACAACGAGGCUUUUUACGAUAUUUGCAAGCGGACACUUGAUAUCGAGCGUCCCACCUACACCAAUCUUAACCGUUUGAUUUCUCAGGUGAGUUCUUCGUUGACCACGUCUUUGAGGUUUGACGGAGCGUUGAACGUGGACGUUACCGAGUUCCAAACAAAUCUUGUACCGUACCCGCGUAUCCACUUCAUGCUUUCGUCUUACGCUCUGGUUAUCUCAGCUGAGAAGGCCUACCACGAGCGGCCGGCUAACAAACAUUCAUAAUUGCAAUAAUGUGUG